GUUUAAGGACGUUGUAGCUGUGUCAAAACACGGCCCUAUUUUCUGUCAGCAAGUUUUAUUGUCUUUGAAGUGUGAAAUGCACAGCGCGAGGGAGAGUGAACAUUCGCACGGAUUAUCCCCUUACGCUGAAUUUCCAUUUGUAUUCAUCAUGGUGUGAUAUGCGAAAAAAUGUUUAAAGUAGAUUACAUGCCUCAAUCAUUAAUAGCUGAGGGAGACGUCACUUUAUUUUUGAAUCGUUAUCCCCGGGAAAAGUGCGCUCUAUUUCGAAAUAAUAUGCAGAAUUUGGUGACCCAUCUUUCACGAUGUCAAUUUCAAGGCUGGAUGAGGGUUAUCGAUAUGAAGAGCUCAUCAACUAACUGGAUAUCCUGCGGCCAGCCUUUCACUGAGCCUGCCAUAUGGAAGCCCAAGUUCUGCAUAGUUACCGACUGUCAGCUACUCCUAUUGGACAAACAAGAGAUCCACCCGCUGCUGCUGCAGGAGCGCCGGGCCGAGUCGUGCACGGUAUGGCUACUACGUCAUACCCUCACUGUGCCCAGAGACCGCCACACCCUUGGAGACAAAACAGCCCUGGCCACAGUCAACAAGCUCCCUCCUGAGAGGGUGGGUCGCAGGCGCAGCAUGCCGGGCAGCGCUUUGGACAAAAGCCCCUCCAUGGAGCCAGCCACCUCAACCCCAUUCAAAGUCACGGGCUUCUUGAGCCGCAGACUAAAGGGCUCCAUCAAACGCACCAAGAGCCAACCCAAGCUGGACCGCAACAGCAGCUUCAGAAACAUCCUGCCGGGCUUCAAGACCACAGACAAUGACAGAUCCCAUCUGAUGCCGAGGCUGAAGGAAUCACGGUCUCACGAGUCGUUGCUCAGCCCCAGCAUUGCAGUAGAAGCUUUAGAUCUCAGCAUGGAGGAUGAGGUGUUGAUCAAACCGGUGCACGGCAGCAUCCUGGGCCAGGACUUCUGCUUCGAGGUAACCACUUCCACUGGAACCAAAUGCUUUUCGUGUCGGUCAUCUGCCGAGAGGGACAAAUGGAUGGAAAACUUAAGGAGAGCUGUACAUCCUAACAAAGACAACAGUCGGCGUGUGGAGAACCUUCUAAAAUUGUGGAUUAUUGAGGCCAAGGACCUUCCAGCCAAGAAAAGGUAUUUCUGUGAGUUGUGUCUGGACGACACGCUUUACGCACGGACUACCUGCAAACUCAAAAUGGACAAUGUAUUCUGGGGAGAGCACUUUGAGUUCAACAACUUACCUUCCGUCAAAAGUGUCACUGUUCACCUGUACAAGGAGUCGGACAAAAAGAAAAAGAAGGACAAGAACAACUAUGUGGGCCUGGUCAACAUUCCCGUCGGUGCCGUCACUGGACGCCAGUUUGUGGAGAAGUGGUAUUCUGUGAGCACGCCCAACCCGAACAAAGGGAAAACUCCCGGACCUAUGAUUCGGCUCAAGUCGCGAUACCAGAGCAUGAGUAUCCUGCCUAUGGAGUCGUAUAAGGAGUUUGCAGAGUACAUCACCAAUAACUACAUGCUGCUGUGCUCCAUCCUGGAGCCUGGCCUCAGUGUGAAGAACAAGGAGGAGAUGGCCAGUGCCCUGGUUCACAUCCUACAGAGCACCGGCAAGGCUAAGGACUUCCUGACUGACCUGAUGAUGUCAGAAGUGGAUCGCUGUGGGGAGAACGAGCACCUAAUCUUCAGGGAGAACACACUGGCCACCAAAGCCAUUGAGGAGUACCUUAAACUGGUGGGGCAGAAGUACCUGCAGGACGCACUAGGAGAGUUCAUCAAAGCCCUGUACGAGUCAGACGAGAACUGCGAGGUGGACCCAGGGAAGUGUUCCUCAGGAGACCUCCCUGAGAACCAGAGCAAUCUAAAGAUGUGCUGUGAGCUGGCCUUCUGCAAGAUCAUCGACUCCUACCGUGUUUUUCCGCGGGAACUGAAGGAGGUGUUCGCCUCGUGGAGGCAGCAGUGCAGCAGUCGGGGCCGGCCGGACAUCAGCGAGCGUCUGAUCAGUGCCUCUCUGUUCCUGCGCUUCCUGUGUCCAGCCGUUAUGUCCCCGUCACUUUUCAACCUGAUGCAGGAGUAUCCCGACGACCGCACUGCUCGCACCCUCACGCUCAUCGCCAAGGUCACGCAGAACCUCGCCAACUUCACCAAGUUUGGUAACAAGGAGGAGUACAUGUCCUUUAUGAACCACUUCCUGGAGCACGAAUGGACCAACAUGCAGCGCUUCCUGCUGGAGAUCUCCAACCCAGAGACAAUCUCCAACACGGCAGGGUUCGAGGGUUACAUCGACCUGGGCCGCGAGCUCUCAUCCCUGCACUCUCUGCUGGCCGAGGACGUCUCUCAGCUGGAUCAGAGCACAGCCUCUAAGCUGGGUCCCCUGGCCCGUAUACUGCGGGACGUGAACUCUGCGCUGACCAACCCAUCUGGGGUCCAGGUGUCCACCCCCACAGAUGGCAUGGGCUCUCCUCCCCUCCCCCUCCCAUUGGCAAGCUGCAGCCUCUCCACCGGCCUACCUCUUCACAAGAUAGUCGUGGACAGCGAGCUCUCUGGGUUAGUGGAUUUUACGAGGCUGCCGUCGCCAACCCCAGAGAACAAGGAUAUAUUCUUUGUGACGAGGAACUCUGGCAUCCAGCAGUCUCCAGCCAGAAGCUCCAGCUACUCGGAGGCCAACGAGGCGGAGGUGCAGCUCCCCAACAGCAGCAAGAGUCUGUCCAUGGUGGACCUGCAGGACAGCCGCAGCCUGGAGAGUACCCCUGGCCCCGGCCCUGGCUCCCCCAGCGACAUGCUCUUCAACGACAGCCAGUCCCCCGUCACCCCUGGGCCUGGGGGUUGGGCCGCCCGCACCCCGCAGGGCAUCGUCCCCACCCCUGGCCCCGGGCCCACUCUAAGGAGGACGGGCCAGACACCCACCACCCCCAGCACAGAAAGCAGCACCCCAGGGAGGCCCACCCAGCUCCUGGCCCCCCUCUCCUUCCAGAACCCUGUUUACCAGAUGGCCACGGGGAUGACCAUGAGCGUGUCCCCGCGGGGUCCCCUGGCCGACUCGGGCUCCGAUGGCCACAGCUCCGUCAGCUCUCAGGGCAACAACACAGAGGACACCCCCAAGCAUCCGGGGGUCUUCCUCACCCAGGGGGUGGCGGUCGGUAGUGGAGGAGGCAGCAGCAGUGAGUUCACCCGCCGCCAGCUAUCCCUCGGGGAUCACCAGCCCAACGUGCCGCGGCAGAACAGCGCCGGCCCCCAGCGCAGGAUAGACCAGCCCCCUCCGCCCGUCACCAGGGGCAGGACACCGCCCAACAUGCUCCAGACAGCCUACCCCGGGCCGCGGCCCUCCAGUGGCAGCAUGAUGUCAUUCCCCGACUGGGGGCCCAGUGGCGGCAACCGUCUGAGACAGCAGUCGUCCUCGUCUAAAGGGGACAGUCCUGAGACCAAGCAGCGCACCAUGCACAAACAGGCGUCCUCCCCUGUGAACCCCAAUGCCCUGGACCGUACUGCUGCCUGGCUGUUGAAUAUGAAUGUGCAGUAUUUAGACCAUGAGGGAGUUGACCCAGAUACCAAGCACAGGGAAGACCUCAGAAACAAAGAGGAGCUCACCCAGACUGAAAAGUACCAGCAGGAAAUAGCCAUCCUGCAGGACAGGCUGUGUCAGUCAGCCAAGAAGCUGGAGGAGUAUGAGUGUCACCUGAAGGGCCAGGACGAGCAGACCCAGACAAUGCUGCUGGAGUACCAGGCGCGGCUGGAGGACACAGAGGAGCGUCUGAGCCGGCAGCAGGACGACAAGGAGCUCCAGAUGAAGAGCAUCAUCACCAGGCUGAUGUCAGUUGAGGAGGAACUGAAAAAAGAUCAUUCAGAUAUGCAGUCGAUAGUGGACUCAAAACAGAAGAUCAUUGAAGCCCAGGAGAAACGCAUCGCCUCUCUAGACGCGGCCAACGCCCGCCUGAUGAGCGCUCUGACCCAGCUGAAGGAGCGCUACAGCAUGCAGACCCGUAACGGCAUCUCCCCCACCAAGCUCCAGAUCACGGAGAACGGAGAGUUCAGGAACAGCAGCAACUGCUAGGGAGGGAGAGGGGGCCAAGCCCAACUCAAUGACGCUUGGGCUGGGGGAGGGAGGGAGGAGGAACUAGCCACACCCAGCCACUCUCCAGAGAAAUAGAUUUAUACUGUCCAAAUCCAUUAUUUUCAAUGAAUGUGGUCAGGAUCACAGAAAGAAGGGCUAGACUGACUGAAACUGUUGCUUAAAAAUAUAAAGGACUUGAUCAGAUUCAAUCAAAUGUAUUUAUAAAGCCCUUCUUACAUCAGCUGAUGUCACAAAGGGCUGUACAGAAACCCAGCCUAAAACCCCAAACAGCAAGCAAUGCAGGUAUAGAAGCACAGUGGCUAGGAAAAACUCCCUAGAAAGGCCAGAACCUAGGAAGAAACCUAGAGAGGAACCAGGCUAUGAGAGGUGGAGAUUAUAACAGAACAUGGCCAAGAUGUUCAAAUGUUCAUAAAUGACCAGCAGGGUCAGAUA
This is a messenger RNA of Salmo salar (Atlantic salmon), 4497 nucleotides long. The record is from RefSeq and is a predicted model, not a curated record. NCBI's taxonomy places the organism in Eukaryota, Metazoa, Chordata, Actinopteri, Salmoniformes, Salmonidae.